Messenger RNA from Amorphotheca resinae ATCC 22711, 838 nucleotides. RefSeq lists its product as hypothetical. The record is from RefSeq and is a predicted model, not a curated record. NCBI's taxonomy places the organism in Eukaryota, Fungi, Ascomycota, Leotiomycetes, Helotiales, Amorphothecaceae. The transcript is spliced from 2 exons. The coding region runs from base 368 to 838 and encodes 156 amino acids.
ACGAGGUCGGUGGACCGUGAUGCUGCUUUCCUUUGCCUGACAGGCUCCUUUUCUUGCUCGCGGACACACGGGGAGUGGAGGCGUGGGCAUGGUAGGGCUUGGUGGGUUUGCUUUUCUUUGUUGUGUGGAGGAACGUACAAAUAAGAGGAGCGAUCCUGCCUUCGCUUUCUCCAUCACCAGUGAUUCACCAACAUCCACACUGCAUCCACAUCUCCGGGACAACAAUCCCGAUUACAAAGUAUAAGACCUUUUCACGAGUCACCGAAACAAAAUCCUGCAACUCCUCGUCCUCCUUCUCCUCAUCAUCCGCAAUCCAACACAAACCAAACAAACACAAAACAGACAAACAAACAAACAUACCGCCAAGAUGAAGACACCAUCCACCCUCUUCUUCGCCCUCGUUGCCCUCCUCCCCUGCGCUCUCAGCUACCCCUAUCACCGCCGAGAGCUUGCCUUCCCCGUCUACCACGUAACCAAGUACACCACUGGUUGCUCUCCGGCCGGCUGCGCCUACAGCUUCAACAUCUACUACACGCCGGGCCCGUGCACAACGCCUCCGGGCUCCAACACGACGGAGAUCUGCGAGCCGGGCUUCAACACGACGUGCACCGGCACGGACAUCCAGGGCGGCUGGCGCGCCUGCGCCGACGCCGUGAUCCAGAGCAACGAGAUCCCGGGCUCCAACAACUCGACGCUGAUGGUCCGCCACCAGUGGGACCAGGACGUCACGACGGGCACGGGCGGCGUGGACGGCACCUUCGCCUCGCUGGCGAACUACACCGUCGUCGUGGGUCUGCACCAACAGAGGAUCCCAACCAUUCUCACGCCUCAUGGAUGA